UUAACUCUGUUUAAAUCUGCAACAUUUCACAUAAAAGAUCAACAAUCUUUACGAACCUAUAAAUGAGAGCUGAGAAAAAUAGAAGGCCUUCAAUCGACGAUGCAUCGGCCAUGGAACUCCUUCAGUUGCAAGAAGCAGCUAAAAUUGCAAGCAUUUAUCAUAAAGGGGACCUGGAAUUCACCAGAAAUACGAAUCUCACUCAUGUUGUACAUGCCACCCUAAAUAUUGUUCAAUUUAUAACAGCUUUAAUGGAUGAAAUUUUUCAUCAUUUACAUCAUGCGAUUCACCACCAUCGCCAAAAACAGGAUCCUACUCUUGCAGACUUACCCGAAGAGAGAAAUCCGAUUUUUUUUGUUUAUCCACUCUGCAUGGUUAUCAGUUUUAUUCUUGCUAUCCUGUGGCUCUUCACCAAACUUUUAAAUCGAUAUUCAAUAAUCGCUCCUGUCGGAUGUGCAAUUGGGGGCUUUUUGAUGUUCCUCGGUGGUAUUUUCUCUAUGCGACAUGCCGAAAAACACAUCAAUCUCAAUGAAGUGUCUGACGAAGAAUUGAUCAACCAUCCAAUAUUUAUCCACAAUUUUAUACUUUGUGUCAUUUCAAUUUUCGGAAUGAUAAUAUAUUCCAUUCAGUUUUGGAUUUUAUAUGAUUUCUGGAGACUGGAAAAACUGAAGCAAGAACCUACAUUAGAAUCGUCUAAUCCAGAAAGUGACCAAUCCACUUUCACUUCAGAAUCAAAUUCGGAUGAAUCUCAGAUUAGUGACAAAUCAGAGGAAAAAGAUGAUAGAGAAAAAAUGGAAAGUGUUGGACAUCCUCAUCCCAUUCCUGAAUUAGAUUCUUUAUCUCUCCGUUCUGUAACUGUUAAAGAAAAUCCGAAUGAUGAGCCAGCGAUUCUUUAUUGCUGUUUGGUUGAUUGUUACAAUUACGUGAAAAUAGCAUAUGGUACUCAAAAACCUAACCAUGAAUUUCAAGUGAUACACGUGAUGUGAAAAUGAUCUCUGAAAGAAAAUCAAAAACCCGUGAUGGUCAGAAUUUUUCAAUCAUUUUCAAUAUGGACUGUGAGCUUUUUA
Messenger RNA from Belonocnema kinseyi, 1064 nucleotides. RefSeq lists its product as uncharacterized. Bases 63 to 983 code for a protein of 306 amino acids. NCBI's taxonomy places the organism in Eukaryota, Metazoa, Arthropoda, Insecta, Hymenoptera, Cynipidae. The record is from RefSeq and is a predicted model, not a curated record. The transcript has 5 exons.